CGUCUCUGCGACGGCUGGUGGGGUCUCAGUGAAUGGAGCCCGGGCGGAACGACGUACACGGUAUUCUGUUGUUCCGCCCGGCUAUAUGUUGGUGGGACGCGUGGUUUUGAAGAGUUGGCGGUAGAAAUGGAGGGCAGGGUUUCUGUUUCAGACCCGGAGAAAGAGCCGGACCCCAGAGUGUCCGUCAGCUCGAGGAGACGCGUUACAGAGCAGAUAGCGCGGUACCAGGAGCUGCUGAAGACGCUGCUGGAGAAGCAGCCUGAGCUUAGCGAGCAGAACCGGGACAAGCUGAGUCAGGAGGCGCUGAGGAAUUUUGAACUUGUGGUGCAAGAAAACAUCGUUGUUGAUGGUUUACCAUGGGAGGAGGCAGCAGAAGAAGAUGGGGCAGAUUGUGAGGUCAGUACAUUGGAUGACAUGUUGGAUGAAAAGAUUGUAGAGGCUACCAGGAAGCGAAGCAUUUACCCAAAGAAAAUUCUCCCAUACGUUGUGCGGUCUUUAAAAGCUGAGCGAAAACUCAUGGGUUUGUUGGAAAACACCAUUGUGCCACAAGAAAUAAAACGAGACCCUGCUCAAGAUGCCAUCAUGAAUAACGUGUCAGCUGCUGCUCCCGGGAUGUUCGGCCAAGCAUCUACAGUAAUAAAGUCAUUGAAAGCCUUGAAGCAGACAGCGGAGGGUCUAUACCAGGUGAUGAACAUGCAACCCUCAGAUGAGACAUUGGAUGUCUACAGGGAGAUAUUUGGCAGCUCUAAUGGUGAAGCCUGCCCAGUCCUGUGCAACAGGGGACCUGCUAGUAAACAGGCCAUCAAAAGAGCUGUAUCUGAGACAGUAUACAGCCUGGACUAUGUCCCUAUGAUGAAGACUCCAACACUGGCUAAAAAAGACUGAGUCAACCUUUUUUUUUUUUUUUUGGAUAAUUCUGCAUGGAAGAACUGCAACCAGUUGUUAUAAGAGAAUCAGUGUUGAUUUAAUUUCCCAAGAUAAUACUGUAUAAAGAUUGUACACAGUGUAAUAAUAUAUCAUCAGUAUGUGACAGUGAUUGGCUAUAUAGGCUAUAGGUUGGCUAUUUGGCUAUUUUUUAAGCAUUAAAGUACCUAAUACUAUUAAAAAUAGCUGACAUGGCUUACAAUUCAUAAUUGACAUUAUAUGGAUAAAAGUUUAUUUGUGCAUUCACUGUUUCUUUUGGAAUUAAUUUAAGACUUUGCAGUGCUUUUGUUGGAAUACCUGUCUCUACUGUCCAUGCAAAGUAUCCAGAGCUUUCCUAGACUUAAAAGCAUUGCUGUGAGUAUUUGAUAGCAUUUAGGGACAGGAGUGGUAGUGAGGUCAGGAUGUUGCAUGAUCAACACCUCACCUUACCCCCAUUUCCUAAGCUCCUCCCCAAAUUAUUGAAUGUAACACCAUCAUUUUAGAGAACACAGUUCCACUGCUCGUGGGCUUUUAAACAAAAGAGAUGGAUGAUGACAACUUACUGCCUUUAAACACUUUAAGAGGUGUUUGCAGAAGAAUGGAAAACAUAACACCUAAGACACUAAAUCACUUGGUACCCUCUGUGCCUAAAAGUAUUUUUAAGUGUUUUGAAAAGUGUUGCAGGCAUAAUGCAGAUAUCAAUGUUUGUUAAUUAAUUAAAUACAUAGAAUGCAUACUGUGUGAAGUCAAAUAUUUUAGUUUUGUGAAUAGUCAUCUGUGACAUCUGAAAUCUUUGUCCAUUGUUGCAUAAAUAUUGAAAGAAACAUAGGGAACCAUUAGUCAUCUAUCAAUGUUAGUAAAGUGUUGUUGAUCUUCAUUUAUGAAACUGUAACCCUGUUGCUAAUCUGUGUAAGAUGUUUUAAAGAGUACAAUUCACUAAUUGACAAAUAUUAAUACAUUUUAUGCCACACUGCUAACAUCUUCUAAAAGCUAAGGCUAAGUAGUGCUCUUAUUAUGAUCUGUUUACAGUGGCCUGAAAUAACUAAACAAAUUAAUUUUUUUUUAUUGUUUAGAAUUUGUGUAGAUUAAACAUGUUUUUU
Molecule: messenger RNA, 2003 nt
Organism: Astyanax mexicanus (Mexican tetra)
Lineage: Eukaryota; Metazoa; Chordata; Actinopteri; Characiformes; Acestrorhamphidae
Gene: nsl1
Product: NSL1 component of MIS12 kinetochore complex
Exons: 6
Biological process (GO): mitotic sister chromatid segregation
Cellular component (GO): MIS12/MIND type complex; kinetochore
Source: RefSeq, a predicted model, not a curated record